This is a messenger RNA of Penicillium daleae, 609 nucleotides long. RefSeq names its product pre-mRNA-splicing factor SPF27 family protein. The transcript has 3 exons. The record is from RefSeq and is a predicted model, not a curated record. Gene Ontology annotation, cellular component: Prp19 complex; catalytic step 2 spliceosome; precatalytic spliceosome. Bases 1 to 609 code for a protein of 202 amino acids. Gene Ontology annotation, biological process: mRNA processing. Lineage: Eukaryota; Fungi; Ascomycota; Eurotiomycetes; Eurotiales; Aspergillaceae.
AUGUCCCUCAUCAACGAAAUCCACGACUCUCUACCUUACAUCGACGCCGAGCCCUCAGCCGUCGCGCGCCAAAAAGCUCAACAGCUCAUCAACGCCGAGCUCGCCCCAGAACACUCAUCAAUCCUCCACCCGUCCAUCCCCGCCAGUCCAGAAUCAAAAUUCUCCCCUUUCAUCCAACAAGAGCUCGAGCGCAAAGCCACGGCCCCGGAACCCCCAACCCGGACCUCCGACACUGAUGCCCCCGAUCUACCCGAGUGGCAGGAGACCCUCCUGAAGGCAUGCACAUCCAGCUCGCACUUGGCCAAGCGACACGAGAACCUCGCGCUGCUGGAAGAACACGGCAAGAACGCGUGGCUGAUCGGUAACGCGCAAUUGGAGGAGGUCCUGCGUGGGCUGGAGAAGGAGCUGGCAGAGACUAAGAGUGCCUCGGAGGAUGUCAACAAGCAGCGCAAGAUUGCGCAGGAUGCAAGCUUUGGCGAGCUGGCUAGUCUCGAGGAGACGUGGAAACGUGGUGUUGGCGCGGUGUUGGACGUCGAGUUGGCCUCGGAGGGCUUGCGGAUGCAGAUUCUGGAGCAAAGGCGGUUGGCGGCGCAGCAGCAGGCGCGGUAA